GUGGGAUUGGAUCAGGAUCAAGAGUAUAAACUUAGAAAAGGAUUAAUGUCGGGAUUUUAGAGAGAGUGAAAAAUGGAGUUGGAAUCAAUUAUUCAAUCUUCAAUUCCUACAUGGAGUUCAGUAUGUAUACUUGUCUCCUACUUAGUUUACUUAGGUCUUGCUGGAUCUCUUCUUCCUGGUAAUGAUGUUCCUGGUGCCCUUUUACAAGAUGGUACUCGUCUCCGGUAUCGCUGCAAUGGUCUCUUAACUCUUUUUCUUCUUAUUGCGUUACUUUUAUUUGGAGUCGUUUUCGAGUUUAUAUCGCCUACGGUUAUAGCUGAUAGAGGACUUGAGUUACUUUCUACAACUUUUUGUUUCAGUGUUCUGGUGACAUUGAUACUCUAUGUCGCUGGUUGCAACUCUCGCGCUAAAGGUUCAUCUCUAAAAUCACAUGCCACAGGAAAUUUGAUCCAUGACUGGUGGUUCGGGGUACAGCUGAAUCCUCAUUUUAUGGGAGUCGAUCUGAAGUUUUUCUUUGUUAGAGCUGGAAUGAUGGAAUGGCUAUUUAUUAAUCUCUCAGUUAUGGAAAAAAGUUAUAAAGAUGGCAGCUUGGGUCAAUCAAUGAUCCUUUACCAGCUGUUUUGUUCGUUGUAUAUUUUGGACUACUUCUGUUUUGAGGAGUACAUGACCUCCACAUGGGACAUUAUUGCAGAAAGGUUGGGCUUCAUGUUAGUAUUUGGAGAUUUAGUGUGGAUUCCGUUCACUUUUAGUAUCCAGGGUUGGUGGCUUUUAAGAAACAACGUGGAGCUACCAAAGGCUGCUGCUGUAGUGAACAUCUUAGUGUUUUUGAUUGGUUACCGGAUCUUUAGAGGAGCUAACAAACAGAAGCAUGACUUUAAGAAGGACCCCAAAGCUCCUAUAUGGGGUAGGCCCCCUAAAGUUAUUGGCGGAAAAUUGCUUGCUUCUGGUUACUGGGGAGUGGCAAGGCACUGUAAUUAUCUUGGUGACUUACUGUUAGCACUAUCCUUUAGCUUACCUUGUGGGGCCAGCUCCCCAGUUCCUUACAUUUAUCCCAUCUACCUUCUUAUUCUUUUAAUAUGGAGAGAAAGAAGGGAUGAAUCACGGUGUGCACAAAAGUAUCGAGAAAUCUGGAGCGAAUACUGCAAGCUUGUUCCACAUAGAAUUUUGCCCUAUGUUUACUAGUCAUCUUCAAGAACUUGUAUUCAUCAUAUACACCUCUUCCCUGCCUUGUAUGUAGGCAAUGCCAGAUGUAUGUAUUGGACGUCAGAAGGAAAGUUUGAUGUUUCACUUUGUGUAUUACUUGAAUAUCUUUUUGCCGUGAGUAUUUUGAAUUGUUAGUCAUCUUAAACUCAUUUGUAAACUGUAAUUUUCUUUUAGUUCUUGUUGUAAACUUUUCAGUCAUCUUAAGCUUAUUUUCAGAUCUCUGACAGGC
Messenger RNA from Papaver somniferum (opium poppy), 1432 nucleotides. Its product is annotated as delta(14)-sterol reductase-like. The transcript has 13 exons. The record is from RefSeq and is a predicted model, not a curated record. Gene Ontology annotation, molecular function: Delta14-sterol reductase activity. Gene Ontology annotation, biological process: sterol biosynthetic process. Gene Ontology annotation, cellular component: endoplasmic reticulum membrane. The coding region runs from base 73 to 1182 and encodes 369 amino acids. NCBI's taxonomy places the organism in Eukaryota, Viridiplantae, Streptophyta, Magnoliopsida, Ranunculales, Papaveraceae.